AUGGAAUCUUUGACAACAACCAUUCGUUCCGUCACGCUGAACUGCCGAACACUAUCGAGUGAACUUCAACAAGCCGCUCUAUCCAGACUUCUGCGAUAUCUCUGUGUGCCCUUUGGUGCACUGCAGGAAACACGCAUAAGGGAUCGGCCCGUCAUCAGCAUCGAAAAUUACACCAUAUACUGCGGCGAUGCUGAUGAGAACAAAGUAGGUGGCUGCGCGAUAGCUGUGAGGAACGAUUACAAGAACCUGGUGGAGGAAUUUGGCUCAACGUCGUCUAGAUGCGCCUUUUUACGACUGCGGGAUCGCAGAGGACGUAAACUCUGGAUCGUAAGUGCUCACACACCUACGGAAACCGCUGAUGACAACAGUAAGGAGGCCUUCUAUGAUGAACUCAAUGCGUUGAUGUCUAAAAUACCAAACCAGCAGAGGAAUCAUCGACGCCAUCAGCUCACGUGGCAGGAGUCAACCCUUUUAACGCCUGAAGAACAGCGCAAGUGGAAGACGACGACUCUUAAGCUUCAGCUCGACUACGUUCUGGCAAGGAACAUUCCUCAGUCAGAUAUCCGAAAAUCUAGAACUGCUUGGGACGUAGCGUUCGACUCUGACCACCGUCUGAAAGAUGAUGAAUGCAGAACAAAAUUCCGCCAACGUGUGUCUAUUCAUGUUGGAGUACGGACCAGGAAGAAGCUUAGCGAUGCGGAUUCCUUCACAAAGUGCAUCCAGGACGCUGCAAGGGAAACGCUCCCGGUUCUAUUGCCGCGGAAGAAGUUUGCCUUUGCAUCUGCGGAAACAAAAUCCACAUACAAUUCUGUAUGUGUCACGCGCAGCGCUGGUGACUUCAACCAGGAAAAGCGUCUUAGAAGGAAUCUGCGUCGUCAACUGCAACAAGACCGCGAUAACGAGUGGACGUCAAGAGCGAUGGAGUCUGAGAAGGCGUGGGAGGACAGGAACCCGCGGAAAGCCUAUGCUCUACUAAAACAGUAUAGCGGCAAAAUGAAAAGAUGUUCCCCUGUCCUCAACACUGCCAAUGGGGUAGCUGUCGGUGAAGCAACCCUUCCAAUUUGGAAGGAACACUUCAAGACCUUGCUGAACCGGCUAGCACCGUCAGCUCCUGAACUCGAACACGUUCAUAGAUCGACGUAUGCGGUUAACGAGGGGCCACCGACCGAGUCGGAGGUCCUGGUCUGUAUUCAAAAAAUGAAGAAUGGAAAAUCUGGUGGAGACGACGGGAUUAGCGCAGAAAUGCUAAAAUAUCUUCCUCCGUCUGGGAUCCAUGAGAUGACAAAGAUCAUCCGUUCAAUAUGGGUAGAUGAAAGGAUACCUGAUUCGUGGAGACACGCUAUUAUAAUUCCCCUCCACAAGAAGUUAUCCGUCACGGACCCUAGGAAUUAUCGAAGAAUCUCUUUGCUGCGUGUUAUGUACAAGGUAUUGGAACGCAUUAUCCUGGACCGACUCAUUAAACAUCGCGAAGAAACAACGCGCGACGAGCAAGCUGGCUUUCGUCCUGGCCGAUCUACGAUUGACCAAGUGUUCAUCGCCAGGAGAGUGAUCGAAAUCUGGCAGCGGUAUUGGAAGCAAAUGCAACUAGCGUUUCUGGACUUUGAAGCCGCGUUCGACUCUCCUCACCGAGGCCGUCUUCUCAACGCGCUCCGCGCCGACGGAGUACCAGGAAAGUUCGUUCGCUUGCUUGAUGACAUGAAUCAACGAACAACUGCUGCAGUUCGAACACCAGCCGGAUGUACAACACCGUUUGAAGUGGUAACUGGACACAAUCAGUGCUCCUGGACUGACCUCGAGUACGCCGACGAUGUUGUUAUAUUCGCGGAAAGCAGUACGAAACUUCAACAUGUUGUCAACCUUGUAUCGAAGCUGGCUGCAGCCUAUGGACUACGCCUACGCCCUGAAAAAUGCAAGCAGAUGUGGAUCUCUUCGAGACCACGAACGGGAAUCAGGGUGGACGGACAACCAAUAGAACUCGUCGAUGAGUUCUGUUACCUAGGCUGUACGCUGAAGAACAAUGGCAGCUACGAGAGAGAUGUUCAGCAAAGAUGCGCUAAGGCCACUUCUGCAUUUAACUCCUUAACGAAAUGCCUGUGUUCGACCCCCAUCACCAACGAAGUCAAGCUGCGAGUCUACCUAUCCGCAAUUCGCCCCAUCAUGAUGUACGGAUCGGAGACUUGGGCAGCACCAUCAACGGUUAUGGAGAGGCUUGACUGCACGGAACGAUAG
Necator americanus (New World hookworm) is the source of this 2229-nucleotide messenger RNA. RefSeq lists its product as uncharacterized. NCBI's taxonomy places the organism in Eukaryota, Metazoa, Nematoda, Chromadorea, Rhabditida, Ancylostomatidae. The record is from RefSeq and is a predicted model, not a curated record. The coding region runs from base 1 to 2229 and encodes 742 amino acids. The transcript is spliced from 4 exons.